GUCACGUGACCGGGAAAGGAUGACGUACUUCCCGUCGUUGGCCCAGGCCUGUGUACGUUACUGGAGAUCUGGCGCAGCCCUGUAGAUUCGAUCAUCCAGAUUCGUUUCGCUCCAGUUAGCGACAGCGAUCUCUCCCUGGGCUGGCAGCGAUAUAUUUGCGUUACCUAUCGCUCUGUUUCGGUUCCGUGACGUGCUAAUAACGCGUCCGACGUUAGAGCGCCUAGUCACGUGAUAAUAAGCUCCUGUAGAUUGUGAUGGACUCCUUGUCAGCAGAGGAACAGAGAAGCCUGGCCAGCCCCAUGAAUGACAACCAGCAGGAGGCUCUCCCCUCACAGGAAGAUGGACUUGACCAGUUGGCCAUUAAAGAAGAGGAGGAUGAAGAGACCAUGUCUGGGGGAGGAGAGACCUGCUCUUCUGUUGGAGGAGGGAGGGAUCAGGAAGUGACUGUAGAGAUCGGGGAGACCUACCUGUGCCGAAGAGCUGAUAACACUUGGAAUUCAGCAGAGGUGAUCCAGUCACGCCUGAACGAGCAGGAGGGUCGGGAGGAGUACUAUGUACAUUAUGUGGGAUGUAACCGGCGGCUGGACGAAUGGGUGGACAAGAACAGACUGGCCCUGACCAAGAACGUGAAAGACGCUGUUCAGAAGAACACAGACCAGUACCUAAAUGAACUGACCGAGCAGCCGGAGAGAAAGAUCACCCGAAAUCAGAAGAGGAAACACGAUGAGAUCAACCAUGUGCAGAAGACAUACGCAGAAAUGGAUCCCACCACCGCUGCCCUGGAGAAGGAGCAUGAAGCAAUAACAAAAAUCAAAUACGUGGACAAGAUUCACAUUGGCAAUUUUGAGAUCGACGCCUGGUACUUCUCUCCGUUUCCGGAGGAUUAUGGGAAGCAGCCGAAGCUGUGGGUGUGUGAAUAUUGCCUGAAAUACAUGAAGUUUGAGAAGAGCUAUCAAUACCACUUGGGUCUCUGUCAGUGGCGACAACCCCCAGGGAAGGAGAUUUACCGGAAAGGCAAUAUCUCUGUGUAUGAAGUGGAUGGAAGAGACCACAAGAUCUAUUGUCAGAACCUCUGUCUCCUCGCCAAGCUCUUUCUUGACCACAAAACAUUGUACUUCGACGUGGAACCCUUUGUGUUUUACAUUCUGACAGAAGUGGACCGACAAGGGGCUCAUAUCGUGGGAUACUUUUCCAAGGAGAAGGAGUCACCGGAUGGAAACAACGUGGCUUGUAUAUUAACCCUCCCUCCAUACCAGAGGCGUGGCUAUGGGAAGUUCCUCAUUGCUUUCAGUUAUGAACUCUCCAAGCUGGAGAACACCGUGGGGUCGCCUGAGAAGCCUCUGUCUGACCUGGGCAAGCUCAGCUAUCGCAGUUACUGGUCUUGGGUCCUGCUGGAGAUCAUGAGAGAUUUCCGUGGGACGCUCUCCAUCAAGGAUCUCAGUCAGAUGACCAGCAUUACGCAGAAUGACAUCAUCGGCACGUUACAGUCGCUGAACAUGGUGAAAUACUGGAAGGGGCAGCACGUUAUCUGCGUCACACCCAAACUGGUGGAGGAGCAUCUGAAAAGUGCCCAGUAUAAGAAGCCACCAAUCACAGUGGAUUCUCCGAACCUGAAAUGGGCCCCCCCAAAGCACAAGCUGAUGAAGGUCACCAAGAAGUGACAGCAAGACAGACAGACUCAGAACUGACCACAUGAGACAGACAGACUGAGAACUGACCACAUGAUGUUCCACCCGUCAGCUUUAUGUUGUACCUGGAAUUGCAUUAAAGCUGUUUGGCUCAUGUUAGCAAGGCUGUGCCGGAUCUGUCGGCUGUAGAAAUCGCUGGUAACCCCCUCCCCCAAGCAUUGCCGGAGAGAGACCCGCCCUCGGAUCUGCUGUGGUGCAAGAGACUCUUGUGUUGCACGUAUUUUGUGCCAACUAUAAACUUCUGUUCAUCUCUACUCCUAAUCGCAGUGAAAUUGACGGGAAGAAAAAACCUCACUGUUGGACAUAUAAACAUUUAUUGUAGUUUACAAAUCUUAGAAAUAAAAUAUUUUUUAUCUAA
Molecule: messenger RNA, 2046 nt
Organism: Xenopus laevis (African clawed frog)
Lineage: Eukaryota; Metazoa; Chordata; Amphibia; Anura; Pipidae
Gene: kat8.L
Product: K(lysine) acetyltransferase 8 L homeolog
Exons: 11
Coding region: 255-1661 (468 amino acids)
Source: RefSeq, a predicted model, not a curated record